Molecule: messenger RNA, 843 nt
Organism: Aspergillus calidoustus
Lineage: Eukaryota; Fungi; Ascomycota; Eurotiomycetes; Eurotiales; Aspergillaceae
Source: the annotation of a GenBank genome assembly
AUGAGAAUUCUCUGUCUACACGGCUACGGGACAACCCCCGAAAUAAUGAAACGGCAGAUGUCGCUACUCCUCAAGAUCUGUGACCCGAAAUGGGAAUUCCACUUCCUCGAAGCAAAAGUUCCAUGUCGGCCUGCGCCUGGCAUCCCCAAAGACACAGCAGGUCCCUUCCUCUGCUGGACAGAAGACUUCGGACAAGCCGAGAACAGGGCAGCGCUGGAUCUAAUCCAUCACACGUUUACGACAGAAGGGCCCUUUGACGGUGUCUUCGGGUUCAGCCAGGGCGCGUCGAUGAUUGCUGCGUACUUCCUUGAACAAGCAGCCCUACAUCCGGACCAGCCUCUACCCGUGAGAUUCGCAAUAUUCGCUUCGCCGCCGCCUAUCCUUGCCACGGACAAUGGCUACGUCGAGUCUGCAUACGGCUCCCUUUCCUCGACGAACCUGCGGUAUCUCCAGUCCGCCAGUCUAGAGUCCACGGUUCACCUCCCCGAACCAGCUCGUGCAUCCGCCACGCUCCUCAUCGAAACCCUAACACUCAUGAACCCCGUGCACGGCAAAUCCGUCUCCUACUUCUUCAACCGACCUGAACCGGACAUCCCAUGUGUCAUGCUCCCAGGUGCAUACGCGGCACGCCUGGGCAUUCCAACACUGCAUGUCCUCGCGAGGGAUGAUCCUGUUCCGCUCCAGCGCUCUUCGGAGAUUUGCAGGGAGUUUUGUGACCCCACGCGGCUCCGCGUGUUUGAGCAUAGUGCUGUGCAUGGGCUUCCGAGGGAGCCGCGGGAGGUUGGGGCGUUGGCGGAGCUUAUGGUGGGUGUUGGUGAGGGGGGUAGGGGGUCGAAAUUGUGA